AUGAAGCUUUCUUCUUCAGUACUGCUUACUUGCGGCACGCUCCUCCAAGCACUCUCGACCAAUGCGGACCCUGUACUUGAGGUGACAUCUCUCCAACACCCCGGAGCUUUGCACACCCUCAAAGACAUUGAAAGAGUUCGAUUGCACGUUGAAAAAGGGGAUCAACCAUGGGCAAGAGCCUAUCAGCAUCUGCAAGCUGGUUCUCUGGCUCAGCCUACGCGCAAACCCAAUCCGCAGCAAAUUGUCGUUAGAGGCCAGGGCAACGCUUUGCCGCAGAACUACGCGACAUUGUAUCGCGAUAUUCACUCAGCGUAUCAACUUGCUUUGCGAUACCAGAUCAGCCAGGACGCUACGUACGGCGCUGCCGCCGCUGGAAUCCUGGACGCCUGGGCGGCCACUCUGCAACGCCUUGAUGGCUCCGCCGACAGAUUCCUUGCAGCAGGAAUAUACGGUUACCAGUUCGCGAAUGUCGGAGAACUUCUUGUUGACUUCCCUGGCUGGCCUAAAGCAAACCAGACGGCAUUCGGUCAAAUGCUGAACACCGUCUUCGCCACUGUAAGCCAGGACUUCCUCAUCAAUCAUAAUGGCGCGCCUGCCCACUACUACGCAAACUGGGACUUGUGUAAUAUUGCCGGUCUCAUGGCAAUUGGGAUCUUCACAGACAAUACAACCAUGUUCAACUACGCCAGUGCAUACUUCGCCAACGGACCAGCAGGCGGCGCCGUGUCGUUCGGCGCGCUGCCCUUCUUUUCGAUCGCAAACUUGACGGAGGCCGGCUCGGGCAAAUCUCUUAUGCAAACCCAGGAAACAGGACGUGACCAGGGCCACACACUGCUAGAUUUCGCGCUCCUCGCCGUCAUCGGGCAGCAGGGCCUUAGCCAGGGCAUCGAUCUCUUCGGCCUGUAUGGUAAUCAAAUCCUAGCCGGAUCAGAGUACGCCGCUAAGUACAACGUCGGUGAAGACGUUCCAUAUGUGCCGUACAAGACGUUUCAAGGUACCUUCUCAGUUAUUUCAAAUAAUUCUCGUUCAGGAAAUCGCCCUGGGUUCGAGGGUCUGUACGCGCAUUACGCUACGACCAAGGGUCUAAACGCGAGCUGGACGGGAAUGUACAGGGACCAAGUUAACUUGAUGUUGCCCGAUAAUAUUGAGGGUGGAGGCGGUGAUUACGGGACAAGUUCAGGCGGAUUUGAUUCGUUAGGCCAUGGAACAUUAAUGUAUCGUCUCUAG
This is a messenger RNA of Boeremia exigua, 1227 nucleotides long. Its product is annotated as GPI anchored protein-like protein. The record is from RefSeq and is a predicted model, not a curated record. The transcript is spliced from 2 exons. Gene Ontology annotation, cellular component: periplasmic space. NCBI's taxonomy places the organism in Eukaryota, Fungi, Ascomycota, Dothideomycetes, Pleosporales, Didymellaceae. Gene Ontology annotation, molecular function: lyase activity. Bases 1 to 1227 code for a protein of 408 amino acids.